Molecule: messenger RNA, 2117 nt
Organism: Melanaphis sacchari
Lineage: Eukaryota; Metazoa; Arthropoda; Insecta; Hemiptera; Aphididae
Product: H(+)/Cl(-) exchange transporter 7-like
Exons: 13
Coding region: 1-1923 (640 amino acids)
Biological process (GO): transmembrane transport; chloride transport
Cellular component (GO): lysosomal membrane; intracellular membrane-bounded organelle
Molecular function (GO): voltage-gated chloride channel activity
Source: RefSeq, a predicted model, not a curated record
AUGGAUGACUAUAAAUUUACAACCCAUAUUUUAAAUUAUCAUUGGCAUAAGCCGAAAUUCAUGAACGAAUUUGAAUGUAUGAAUCAUAAUCGUGAGGGAUCUAGUCUGUCAACAACUAGUAAUAAUUUAGCUGCAGUGAACUUGAAACCUAGAUCUCACUCAAUAAAUUAUGUAUCAUCGGAUUAUGAAAGUUUGGAUUAUGAUCACUAUGAAAGUGAACUUACUGUUAGAGAAGAAAAGUUAAACGGCUAUAAAACUGUAGUAGUGACUAAUGUGGUUAGAUGGCUUAUUUAUUUUUCGAUUGCUAUAUGCACUGCAGCUGUUGGAAUUUGUAUUGAUACAAUAAUUGAAUAUUUGUAUAAUUGGAAGUUUCAAUCGAUUCGAAACUGUAUUGAUAUUAAACACUCGACAGUAGAGUGUCUGAUUAUUUGGAUAUUUUUCACCGUCAUCCCUACGAUUAUUGGAUGUUGUGUAGUUCUAUUUAUGGAGCCCUCAGCUGCUGGAAGUGGUGUUCCAUUUGUAAUAUCUUAUUUAAACGGAGUUCGUAUACCAAGAAUGACGGCCGUCCGAUGCUUAUUGGUAAAAGUGAUAAGCGUGGUAUGUGUUUGCGCAGCAGGUCUUGGUGGAGGAAAGGAAGGACCAUUAAUUCAUAUUGGAGCAAUGGUUGGUGGUUCAGUCGUAGAAGCUUGGUGGAAAGGUUUUAGAAAUAGUCCUGGUCGGAAAAUUAUUGGACCCUUACAAAAUGAUCAGGAGAGGAGAGAUAUGAUGGCAGCAGGUGCUGCUGCAGGAUUAUCGGCCGCUUUUGGAUCACCUGUAGGAGGUACAUUAAUGAGUCUUGAAGAAGGAACAAGUUUUUGGAGCUCAAGUCUCAUGUGGAAAGUGUUUUUUUUGUGCAGUUUGUUGCAGAUGUACUGUCCAGGAGGAAGUUAUAAUGAAAUAAGUUCAUUUUGGCUCCAUACUCAAGAAGAAAAUAUUAGAUCAUUAUUCCAUUAUCCAAUUGAAGCAUAUUCAAUAAUCUCACUAUUAGUUUAUUGUGUAACUUAUUUCAUAUUAACUGAGUUAACUGUUGGUCUUAAUAUGUCAGCUGGAUUGUUUUUACCUUCAUUAUUGAUUGGAGCAGCUUGGGGACGUGUUGCAAGCAAAGUUAUUCAUUAUUAUUCUUCUGGUAUUAUUGGAAACGACCCAGGAAAAUACGCAUUACUAGGUGCUGCAGCACAAUUAGGCGGAAUCGUCAGAGCUACUAUAAGUCUAACUGUCGUUUUUAUUGAGGCUACAGGAAAUGUUCAAUUCUUAUUGCCAUUGAUGAUUACUUUAUUCACAGCUAAAUGGACUGGUGAUUUUUUUACAGAUGGUAUUUAUGAAAUGCAGAUUAAGUUAUCUGAUGUUCCUAUAUUAAUAAGUGAACCCCCACCUUUAACUAGUGAUAUCACAACAGAAGACUUUAUGAGUGAUACAGUCUGUGCAAUACCUCAUAUACUAAUGGUCGGAAAAUUAGUGGAUAUAUUGAACACAACUAAACACAACGGGUUUCCCGUGGUAGCAUCAAAAGUUUGCUACUGCCGAGUAAAUACAACUAUAGAACAUAAAUGUUAUGGCUUACUUAAAGGAUUUAUUCUUCGGUCUCAGUUAAAUGUUAUCCUUGAACACAAUUUAUACCUUACUCCUUUGCAUGAUGAAAAUUAUUACACAAAACUGGAGCUUAUUAGAAAAUCAACGUUUAUUUGUGACGAUACUCUACUUUUCCAGAAAAUAAGAGUUGAAGAAGAUAAAAGAUGUAUUAUUAUUGAUCUGCGACCAUACAUGAAUUCAGCGCCAUAUAUUGUGAGAUUAGUGAUCGGUAUCAUAACACGAAAGGACUUAGCAAAAUUUCGACUUUGGAGAAAAGCUGCCACAAUGGGACUAAAGGAAGUCAAUGUGUACUAAAAAACAUAUAAAAUAUUAUUUAUUAUAUUUAUAAAUUUAAAAUGUAUUCUCAUAACUAAUGUUUGCACUUAUAGACGUAUGUUUUCGAAUUUAUAAAGUGAUGUUACUGAACUCCUCUUUCUACACGUCUUCGUGUGUGAUCUAUUUGCUCAUUGUAUAAUAUAUACAAAUAGUUUGUAAAUAAAAAAUAGCAA